AUGGGGAUCCAGACGCGACGCGAGACCAGGGCAGGCGGGCUAACUGCUUACUCAGCAGCAGCCACCACGUCCACACACCCGCGCGCGCGAUCCCGUGCUCCCCGCUCCCACAAGCAAGCAAAGCAAACACCACCGCGCCGCACCACCUGCAGCUGCCGACCCGCCGGCCGGCUUAUCGCGCAGGCGCAGGUUGAUGAGUACGUCGCUUCUACCGCGAUCCUGCCGCCGCUCCCUGACGACCCUGUGAACACGGUGCAGGUCAAGUUCGUGCUGCAGAGGCAGUGCGCGUUCGGCCAGCGGUUCCUCGUCGUCGGCGACGACCCGGCGCUCGGCCUUUGGGACCCGACCAAGGCAGCCGCUCUGGAGUGGUCGGAAGGCCACGUUUGGACGGCGAGGAUGGACUUGCCAGCGAACAGGGCGAUCGAGUUCAAGUUCUUGCUGCAAGAUCCGUCGGGGCAGGUCAGCUGGCAGCACGGCCACAACAGAACUCUGCAGAUAGCAGAGACCUCGAAGACAUUGGUGGUCUACGAAGACUGGGAUGACGCCAAGUGCCAGGAAGUAUUAGAGGUGACAUACCCGUCGAUUGGAGCGGAAGACGUCCACUUUGCAGGAUCAUAUAAUGGCGCAAUUCUGCCAGACGAUAACGAAAUCCAUGAGAAUCAACAGACCGACAAGGUGAUGACGGAUGUAGCAGGCACCGAUGGUGGUUCUUCUCCUCAAAGAGAAAAUAUGCGGGCAAAUGGCGCCAACGGACUGCAGGUAACUGAUUCUCCAGCUCUCCGUCCUUUGGACGGUCACCGGUUAUUGCAUACGAUUAAUCAUACGGCCGCCUAUGGUUUUCUGACACAGUUUACCUUGGAGAAAGACCACAAGGUUCCUGACGUGCUUCGCAGAAGAGCAAAAGUUGCAGUACAGACCCUGAACGAUGAAGGUGCGCCCGUGGAGAAUAGGGCGCCAGCCGGUAUGUUCGAAAAUGACAUGGCCUGGGUCAGCAAAGCCCUGCAGCGGUUGCUCCGGAGCCUCGGUCUCCAGAUUGGCACCACAGAAACAUGAAACAGUUAUAUGAAUACGGUCUAAUCUUGCCGUUUUGGAGGUCAUGGUGUUCGCCCGCUGAAACCAUUUCUAUGCUGCAACUCUCAAGAGACGAGAAAAGCUGUUAAUCGUGCACCAGUUAUCAAUUACAGCAGCCACUGUCUUCGAUGUAGCGUUGCAUAUAGGAAGUCCUCCCGGAAAAAAGCUGUUAUUAGUGCACCCGUUAUCACUUAGCUGUCUUUGAUUUUGAUUUCUUAUCUAGUAAAUACCUUGUUUUGAAGGAAUCCUAAACCCUUAUCUCAAUUCCACAAAUAGCUAAGCACAUAGUAGAACUAAUAGUGAAACCGAAGAGUAAAUUGCAGCCUUCA
Lolium rigidum is the source of this 1400-nucleotide messenger RNA. RefSeq lists its product as uncharacterized. Gene Ontology annotation, cellular component: membrane. The record is from RefSeq and is a predicted model, not a curated record. Lineage: Eukaryota; Viridiplantae; Streptophyta; Magnoliopsida; Poales; Poaceae. Gene Ontology annotation, molecular function: starch binding. The transcript is spliced from 6 exons. The coding region runs from base 1 to 1053 and encodes 350 amino acids.